This is a messenger RNA of Racocetra fulgida, 495 nucleotides long. Lineage: Eukaryota; Fungi; Glomeromycota; Glomeromycetes; Diversisporales; Gigasporaceae. The record is from the annotation of a GenBank genome assembly.
AUGGAUAAUCCAUCAGAAACUAUGAAUCAUACUCUUGCAGCAAGCGAUGCAAUCGCAAAAUAUAUUGAGGACAUUCUUGAACAUUGGAGUAUAAAAAGCAAAGUUUUCUUAAUUACGUCAGAUAGCAGUGCAAGUGUCAGUUCAAAAACAAAAUUGAGCCAAGAAAAAGCAACUGAAGUAAAUUUAAAACUCAAACCUUAUAUCAAGAUACUUGCAAGUUCACUAACUGUUUGGCUAGAAAGAGAUGCAAUCGAGAAUGGAAAAUGUCUAAAAUCAAUUAUGAUUACAGAGAAUAAAUGGACUGCAAUUUCUGAUAUUAUUGAAGUUUUAAAACCAUUUAGUGAUAUAACAAAUUAUAUUUCAGGAAGUUUAUAUUUAAUAAUGAGUAUUAUUUAUCUAACAAUGAGUUCUCUUCAUAAUUCUUUAUUAAAAGAAUUUUUAAAUGUCAGUAUUGAUACUUUAGAUAAAAUAGAUCUUGAUAUCACAGACAAUUAA